Nicrophorus vespilloides is the source of this 1753-nucleotide messenger RNA. RefSeq names its product mannose-1-phosphate guanyltransferase beta (gene Gmppb). The coding region runs from base 389 to 1492 and encodes 367 amino acids. Gene Ontology annotation, cellular component: cytoplasm. Gene Ontology annotation, biological process: cell wall mannoprotein biosynthetic process; GDP-mannose biosynthetic process. NCBI's taxonomy places the organism in Eukaryota, Metazoa, Arthropoda, Insecta, Coleoptera, Silphidae. The record is from RefSeq and is a predicted model, not a curated record. Gene Ontology annotation, molecular function: GTP binding; mannose-1-phosphate guanylyltransferase (GTP) activity. The transcript is spliced from 3 exons.
UGGAGUACAAUUGGUUACAUAGAUUUUAGUUAAUCGCUUGUAAACGUCAGCUUGACAGGUAUUUAAAGGGUCUGAGUUAACCAUUGUUAACGCCCAUUAGGCAGUGUUUGUUUUGCGCAUUUGAAGGAUAUAAACAAGAUCUCAUCGGAAAUCAUCAGUUCUCCCCGUAUGCAGCUCAGGCGGUAUUGUGUAUUAACGAAGUUAGCACUGAUUAGAACACACAACGGUAUUUAUCAUCAUAACCUCUACGGCUUUUGACAACUUGUUAUCACUUCCAGCAAGUAGCAAAAGUGUUUGUUCUGCAUUUUAUUUAAGUGACGUGUACUUGCCAACAACGAAAACGGUAAGGAUUAGAUCUAGAACGUGAGUUUGCACGCAGUUGUUUACUAUGGCAACAAUUGAUAAGAAAGGGAUGAGAGCUCUGAUCCUGGUUGGAGGAUAUGGCACCAGGCUAAGGCCCCUCACCCUGAGCCGACCCAAGCCUCUGGUAGAGUUUGCCAACAAACCCAUACUGUUGCAUCAGAUUGAAGCCUUGGUGGAGGCUGGAGUCACAGAAGUCAUCUUGGCAGUAUCAUAUCAUGCUGAAGACAUGGAGAAAGAGUUGUCCGUAGAAGCAGACAGAUUGGGUAUUAGCAUUGUUUUCUCACAUGAAACUGAACCAUUAGGUACAGCUGGUCCCAUAGCCCUAGCACGAAAAAUUCUCAGCAAAAGCACAGAGCCCUUCUUUGUGCUGAACUCAGAUAUCAUCUGUGAUUUUCCAUUUAAAGAACUGGAACAGUACCACAAGAACCAUGGUAAGGAGGGAACCAUUGUAGUAACUAAGGUUGAAGAGCCUUCCAAGUAUGGUGUGGUUGUGUACAAAGAUAAUGGCCAAAUCGAGAGUUUUGUGGAGAAACCUCAGGAGUUCAUUUCAAACAAGAUCAAUGCAGGCAUUUAUAUACUCAACCCAAGCAUGAUUGAUAGAAUUGAACUUAAACCCACCUCCAUUGAAAAGGAAAUCUUCCCAGGCAUGGCACAAAGUGGACAGUUGUUUGCCUUCGAGCUGCAAGGCUUCUGGAUGGACAUUGGUCAACCCAAAGAUUUUCUUACAGGGAUGUGCAUGUAUCUAAAGGCUCUGCGUCAACGGGAGCCGGAGAGGCUCUACCAAGGACCCGGAGUACUCGGUAACGUUCUUGUAGAUCCAACGGCAAGAAUCGGUGCCGACUGUCAGAUUGGACCCGAUGUGACCAUUGGUCCUGGUGCUAUUAUACAAGACGGAGUGCGUGUUCAGCGCUGUACGAUUCUCAAAGAUGCAAAAAUACAUUCAUACACAAGGGUUGAGAAUUGCAUUGUCGGCUGGGAAUGUACUAUUGGCAAAUGGGUAACGAUUGAAGGGAUGUCAGUUCUUGGGAAGGAUGUGAUCGUCAAAGAUGAUGUGUACAUCAACGGUGGUCAGGUACUACCUCAUAAAUGCAUCGCAGCUUCCGUACCCGAACCGAGCAUCGUUAUGUGAUAAAAUACUACCCCGCAAAACAAGUAAUGAAAUCAUACAAACAUCACAUGGAUAGUUACGACAUCGAACAGCUAACAUAUACACGUAAUCAAGCGUGAUGGUUUCAAAAUAAAAUAAUGAAAAUUAAUGAUAAAUAAAGUAUAAGCAAACACCCAUGCCAUUUGUUUUCUACUUUUGUAAAUGGUCAAAUUGAACUCUCCUUCCACUAAUUUGUAAACGCAUUUUUAUUAAAGAUGGUAAUAAAAUUUAGAUUUAAAAACA